AAUUCUACUUUCUGUCUGCUUUGGUUUAGUUUGGUUUGCCAAAAAUUUAUUGUUAUCGCGACCGUGAAAGGGAAAUCUGAUUGUCCGUUGCGUUUAUGCGGAAAGGUAGUAUAGGACAGCGGGCAAAGACGAACGUGAAAGGGGAGUGCAUUGUAAAUUCUUGUUGAAAGUGUAACCUUGAGUCAAUUUUCGUCUAAAUUCGGUCAGAAAUGAGUGAUGGAAAAAGUAAAUUUAAAAAUGAUGUUAAAAAUAAAGUGACGGUUGUGCUUGGAGCUCAGUGGGGCGAUGAAGGAAAAGGAAAAGUGGUAGAUAUGCUAGCUGCCAAUGCUGAUAUUGUAUGCAGGUGUCAAGGUGGCAACAAUGCUGGCCAUACAGUUGUAGUUGGUGGCAAAGAGUAUGACUUCCAUCUUCUACCCAGUGGAAUAAUAAACCCAUCUUGUAAAUCACUUAUUGGCAAUGGAGUGGUCAUCCACCUUCCUGGGUUAUUUGAGGAAUUAGCAAAAAAUGUCAAAAAUGGUUUGACUGGAUGGGAAGAACGAUUGCUCAUAUCUGACAGAGCCCAUCUUGUGUUUGAUUUUCACCAGCAAGUUGAUGGCUUACAAGAAUUGGAAAAGGGUAAAAAGUCACUUGGAACUACGAAGAAGGGAAUCGGUCCAGCCUAUUCAUCAAAGGCAACAAGAAAUGGUAUAAGAAUUGCGGAUUUGCUCGGAGAUUUUGCUACUUUUUCCGAAAAGUUCGAAGGACUUGUAACGAUGUAUCAAAGGAUGUUCCCUGCUCUGGAAGUUGAUGUGAAACAAGAAUUAGAAAAGUACAAAGUGUUUGCUGAAAGAGUGAGACCAUUGGUGAUUGAGACUGUCUCUUUCUUGCACAAUGCUUUGAACUCUGGCAACUCUGUUCUUGUUGAAGGAGCCAAUGCAGCUAUGCUUGAUAUUGAUUUUGGUACAUAUCCUUAUGUGACUUCAUCCAACUGCAGUAUUGGAGGGGUGUGCACAGGAUUGGGUCUUCCGCCAUCGAUGAUAGGAGAUGUGGUCGGAGUAGUCAAAGCUUAUACAACAAGAGUCGGAGAUGGUCCAUUUCCCACGGAGCUAUCCGAUGAAACUGGAGAUAAACUUCAGGCGAUAGGUCAAGAAAUUGGAGUGACAACCAAGAGAAAAAGAAGGUGUGGAUGGCUGGACAUUCCUCUUCUCAAAUAUACAGCCAUGGUCAACGGUUAUACCAGGUUAUGUAUCACAAAACUAGAUAUUCUCGACAGUUUCAAAGAAAUAAAAGUUUGUUUUGCUUACAAGAAAAAUGGAAGUAAAAUAUCUUACUUCCCCUCCAGUGCUGAAGAACUAGGAAAAGUGGAGGUUGAGUACACGACCAUGCCUGGCUGGGAGGAGAGUAUAGAAAAUGUUCGAGAGUAUAGUGAUUUACCAAAAAAUGCAAAAGCCUACAUAGAAUUUAUCGAAGAACUGCUACAAGUGCCUGUAAAAUGGAUUGGUGUUGGCAAAGGCAGGGAGUCGAUCAUAACAGUUGAAUGACAGUUAUGACUGCAAAUGCAACUAUUAUGGCCUUGGGUAUCGCUUUCGUUUAAACUUAUUUUCUUUGCAUUGUCAAACCGCAUAUAAUUUGCCCUGCAUUCUAGUUCUUUUCUCUACCAGAAAUUAGAAGAUUCCAUGGAUAGCAUGGAUGAGAUGAUUUCCUUGGAAAUUAGACCUCACAUUUAUUUUUCUAAUUGGAUAGUUGAUAUAAUAGUACUUACCAUAUUUAUAAUUAGUUCACAUUUACUGUUUAGUGCAUUAUUAUUAUUAUCAUUAUCAAUAAACUAAUCUGAAAUUUCACAUGCACAAAUAUUCUCGUGAAAUAUUUAUUCAAUGAAUUUAUUUAUAAAAUACAUCAGAUACCAUUUUUUAUAAUGUAUACACUUGUUAUAAACGCUUUACAAUACUUGGAUGUCAAGUAUAAAACAGGUUGUUCUUUAAUUUCUCAUUAUAUAUUUCAUUAUCAUGAUCAUUGUAAUAUUAUUUUAUCACAAAUAUCUAUUUUGGUUUAACUGCAAUCACACAAAGUAAGUUAUAUCAUUUUGUAAGUUUGUAUGCAAUUAAAUAUGACAACGUUUUUUUUAAUAGGUUUUUCAAAAUAAUGGAAUUUAUCUCACUGUUAUCUUAUCAAAUUUUAUUUUUAAUCUAACACAAUAUGAGAGUUCUUAUUCUACACAAAACUCGUAUCCAAAAAAGUCUUGAUAGUUUAAAUAGGAAUUGUCCAGUUAAAAUUUAUGAGCUACUGCUUUAAAUGAAGAUCCAGUCCAAUAAUUAUUUCAAAUGAAUUUCUGUACACCAUAUUAAAUUUAAAUAAUAUUUAAUUAUAUAAAUUAUUAUUAUAUUAUUAAAUGUAGAGAUUUUAGAUGUAACUGGAUGAUGAGCCUGUCCUGAAAGCAAUAGGAAACUUCUGAGUUCUAGUUCAUGAGAAUAGAUUCCUGUUGAAUUAACUUGGGCCUUAUUUUUUAUCUAAACUCCAGCUCUUUCUAUGUAAAAUAGGACUGGUUUUGAAAUUUAAAUAUAUAGAAUUUUCUAUUAAUAGCACUAUUUAAAUUUCUCCUAAUAAUUUUCUUUUUAAACAGUGUUGCAAUAUUCUAUAAUAAUUUUUCAAAAUUGAAUCUGUAUUACUUAUUUUUUAUCUUGCACACUCAUAUACUUUUCAUCUCAUGCCAUGCUGAAUUGCAAUUGUGUUUAGUUAUCUAUUCCCUCUAUCAAUUUUGUAUACAAGCAUUAUCUAUAUUGUUUCAAUACACCUCCACUCUUUGCUUGGUGAUCGAAAUAUUGUUUGACACAUUGUUUCAGACCAUUGAAAAGUGUAACUUUACAAUUUUGUAUGCAUUGUUUGGAUUAGAAUGCGUUUUAUCUUUUAGAGAUGCGAUAACGCAAUAUUCACAUGUAUUGACCCACUUUAGUACAGCUACACCCUUAACUAAACUAGAUUCUUUAUUCUAUAAUUUGUUUACAUUAUAAACAUACAAAUUAUUGAUUUAGUAUAUAUUUUAUGACGGUUACUUCACAAUAUCAAAAAUUGUUACAUCCUUCUUUGCCCUGAAAUUACCAUUAUUUUCAUACAUCAAGGAAUUUAUAAAGAAUCAUGCCUGAAAAUUAAUUGAAUUCUGUGUUCAAUCUGAAUGUUAUUCAAUCUUGUUUUGUACCUUAUUUAGUUUGUUGGAAUAUUUAAUUCAAGUUAAACUUGAAAUUACUUAUAUAAAGUGCCUGAUGAUAAAUGUUCAGUCAUUAAAUAAUGAGUGAGUUUAUAUCAAACAAUAAAUAAUCUUCAGUACAUAAAAAUAUACACCAAUGUAAUGUAAUUCAAUGAUUUGAGAUCAACUAAAUAUUAUCUGUAUUCGCGGAUAACCGCAAAAUUUAAUAUUAUAGUUUGUGUUUCAGAAUAAUAAUAAAUUAUCAUUAUCAUUAUCAUUUUUUUUCGAGUAGCUCUUGACAGAUACGCUAUAUGAUGUUGUUGAAUUCCAUAGGUACCAUUUGUCAAGUCAGAUCUUUCUUAUAAGGGGGUUAUUAUCUUGUAAGUUUAUAGCACAAAAUUAAAUAAUGAUAUUGGUAGUUGAGUAAUUUGGAUUUAUUACAGUAACAAUUUUCAUGUUGUAUUAUCUUGUUAGACUGUUUUAACUAGUACUGGUAAUGUGAAAGCUCAAAUCUAAAUAGCUGGUGAAAGCUCAUUUGAGGAUCUGAAGAAACACCCAUAUGUGACAAAAAACCAGGAUCCUGGUCUUAGGCAAAGCGGAAAGUUCACAGGGUACUCUUGUGUCCCAUUUCAAGCUAGCAGGCUGCCAUUUCUAAUUUCAUGCUUUGAAACGUUCAAGAAUUAAGAAUGCAUACCUUUCUAUUGGCAAAAAAGUUGUUCCAAUAAUUCAUUCAUGAAAAUAAUAAGAUAUCUCUCACGUCCUUCAAACCUUUGUUCAUUAAAUUUCCCGAUAAGGCGUUCGAAUUAUCUGGGUUCAAUUUUAUUCGGUAGUAAUGUGAGGAAUAGUAGAUCACAAAUAUGUAGAAUACUUAGUUAUUGAAGGCAUUAAAAAUUCGCGUAAUUUUAAAUAUAUUUCCUCGCUGACUUGUGCAUUAUAUUUAGUGUUUAGGCUACUUUCUUGGUCAGGGCUACUCGUAUUUACAUAUUAUUUACAAAUAAAAGUAACCUUUACAAUAAAUAUUUCUGUAGAAAAUGGAAAUAUUUUUUGAAAAUGGUAGAGUAUUUUAAUUUCUAAUUUCAUUGUAUUCAGUGUACGAUCACAGUUAUAAGUCGCAAUAUGAUAAACUCGAAAAAGCGAGUAAAUUCCAAAUUUAACGGUCAUCAAUCAAUAUUAUUUGUAUUUUAUUGAUACUAAAUUUGUUACCAUGCAUUUAUUUGCUAUUGUGAUGUGAUAAAAUACUGUUGUUGAAUCAUUUUGUCAUUAAACUUGUUUAGAUAAAGCAUUAAAUUAGCAAUAACUCU
Molecule: messenger RNA, 4461 nt
Organism: Nilaparvata lugens (brown planthopper)
Lineage: Eukaryota; Metazoa; Arthropoda; Insecta; Hemiptera; Delphacidae
Gene: Adss
Product: adenylosuccinate synthetase
Exons: 10
Coding region: 210-1520 (436 amino acids)
Biological process (GO): IMP metabolic process; 'de novo' AMP biosynthetic process
Cellular component (GO): cytoplasm
Molecular function (GO): GTP binding; adenylosuccinate synthase activity
Source: RefSeq, a predicted model, not a curated record